This is a messenger RNA of Gorilla gorilla gorilla (western lowland gorilla), 1193 nucleotides long. RefSeq names its product olfactory receptor family 5 subfamily P member 3 (gene OR5P3). The transcript is spliced from 2 exons. Bases 39 to 974 code for a protein of 311 amino acids. Gene Ontology annotation, biological process: G protein-coupled receptor signaling pathway. Gene Ontology annotation, cellular component: membrane. Lineage: Eukaryota; Metazoa; Chordata; Mammalia; Primates; Hominidae. Gene Ontology annotation, molecular function: olfactory receptor activity; G protein-coupled receptor activity. The record is from RefSeq and is a predicted model, not a curated record.
UGUACAUUCAUCUGCAGUUGGCACCAUUCCCAAUAUAGAUGGGGACUGGAAAUGACACCACUGUGGUAGAGUUUACUCUUUUGGGGUUAUCUGAGGAUACUACAGUUUGUGCUAUUUUAUUUCUUGUGUUUCUAGGAAUUUAUAUUGUCACCUUAAUGGGUAAUAUCAGCAUAAUUGUAUUGAUCAGAAGAAGUCAUCAUCUUCAUACACCCAUGUACAAUUUCCUCUGCCAUUUGGCCUUUGUAGACAUUGGGUACUCCUCGUCAGUCACACCUGUCAUGCUCAUGAGCUUCCUAAGGAAAGAAACCUCUCUCCCUGUUGCUGGUUGCGUGGCCCAGCUCUGUUCUGUAGUGACGUUUGGUACGGCCGAGUGCUUCCUGCUGGCUGCCAUGGCCUAUGAUCGCUAUGUGGCCAUCUGCUCGCCCCUGCUCUACUCUACCUGCAUGUCCCCUGGAGUCUGCAUCAUCUUAGUGGGCAUGUCCUACCUGGGUGGAUGUGUGAAUGCUUGGACAUUCAUUGGCUGCUUAUUAAGACUGUCCUUCUGUGGGCCAAAUAAAGUCAAUCACUUUUUCUGUGACUAUUCACCACUUUUGAAGCUUGCUUGUUCCCAUGAUUUUACUUUUGAAAUAAUUCCAGCUAUCUCUUCUGGAUCUAUCAUUGUGGCCACUGUGUGUGUCAUAGCCAUAUCCUACAUCUAUAUCCUCAUCACCAUCCUGAAGAUGCGCUCCACCAAGGGCCGCCACAAGGCCUUCUCCACCUGUACCUCCCACCUUACUGCAGUCACUCUGUUCUAUGGGACCAUUACCUUCAUUUAUGUGAUGCCCAAGUCCAGCUACUCAACUGACCAGAACAAGGUGGUGUCUGUGUUCUACACCGUGGUGAUUCCCAUGUUGAACCCCCUGAUCUACAGCCUCAGGAACAAGGAGAUUAAGGGGGCUCUGAAGAGAGAGCUUAGAAUAAAAAUAUUUUCUUGAUGAAACUAGUUAGUUUGAAGAAUUUGAUAUAUUAAUAUUCCAUAUAUAAUAAUAAUAAGGCACCGAGUGUUUGUGGUCAAAAUUUAUCUGUCCAUAGACCAUUACCCAGUGUGGAGCUUUUUAGUCAAUCAGGAGGGAAGAUUUUCAGAUAGAAUAGGAAAUUAGAAGUCCAUCUUGCUUUACCUUUAAUAAAAUUAAAUUAAAUUUAUAAUUGAGAAU